Molecule: messenger RNA, 2190 nt
Organism: Arthroderma uncinatum
Lineage: Eukaryota; Fungi; Ascomycota; Eurotiomycetes; Onygenales; Arthrodermataceae
Exons: 4
Coding region: 1-2190 (729 amino acids)
Biological process (GO): intracellular protein transport; endoplasmic reticulum to Golgi vesicle-mediated transport
Cellular component (GO): Golgi membrane; cytosol
Molecular function (GO): syntaxin binding
Source: RefSeq, a predicted model, not a curated record
AUGGCAUCAAGCCCCCUCUCCCUUCGACAGCGGCAAAUUGCCGCAAUUGAGAAUAUAUUAAACCUGAACCAUGGCGUUCCGCCUCAAAAUGAGCUCCACGGGGACGCAACGGCGGGGAGCGGCCUCAUACCUCGCGCUGCCCCUUUGCUGAACGAAGACGGUGACCCAGUGUGGAAGAUUCUUGUUUUCGACAACCUAGGCCGUGAUGUCAUUAGCAGCGUCCUCCGGGUGAACGACCUUCGAAGCUGGGGUGUCACAAUCCACCUCAACCUGAACUCACGCCGUUACCCUAUUCCAGAUGUCCCUGUUAUAUACUUGGUUGAACCAACCGCCGAAAAUGUUAAGAUGAUUACUUCAGACUUGUCCAAGGGCCUCUACUCCCCCGCAUACGUGAACUUCCUCUCUUCGAUCCCUCGACCUAUCCUAGAAGAUUUUGCUGCGGAGAUCGCUGCUACUGAGACAUCAGAUAAGGUCGCCCAGAUUUAUGACCAAUAUUUGAAUUUUACUGUUGCAGAGCCAGAGCUAUUCAGUCUGGGCAUGGGCAAGGAUACAUACUGGAAAAUUAACAGCGCAGCUACCAAGGACGAAGAGCUGGACGCUGUCGUGGAUAGAAUUGUCAGUGGCCUGUUUAGUGUCAGUGUUACAAUGGGGUCGAUACCUAUCAUCAGAUGCCCUAAAGGGGGCGCCGCUGAACUGAUCGCCGCGAAACUGGACCGAAAACUCCGAGAUCAUAUUUUAAACUCCAAGGAUAACCUGUUUUCUGGUGGCAGUCAGCGACAGCAGGGAGGUACGCUUCCGUCAAUCAGGCCUGUUCUAAUAAUAGUUGAUCGGAAUGUCGACCUCGUCCCGAUGCUCUCCCACUCAUGGACAUAUCAAUCGCUCAUUCACGACGUUUUGAAAAUGCACCUGAACCGUAUUACUGUGGAGUCUCCCGUGGAUGAGUCCAAUCUAGCGAAGGGAACCACCAGUAAAUCCUAUGAUUUAAAUGUCAACGAUUUCUUUUGGAACCGAAACUCAGGAGUUCCAUUCCCCCAGGUUGCUGAAGACAUCGAUACCGAGUUAACUCGCUACAAAGAUGACGCCAAUGAGAUCACGAAGAAGACCGGAGCAUCUUCGAUUGAAGAUCUCAAUAUCGAUGCUGGUGCAUCCGCUCAACAUCUCAAAACAGCAAUCACGCUUCUUCCGGAGCUACGCGAACGAAAAUCCCUUCUCGAUAUGCAUAUGAACAUUGCCACAGCCUUGCUUAAGGGGAUUAAAGACCGCCAGCUCGACAACUUCUUUCAGCUUGAAGAAAAUAUUAACAAACAAAACAAAGCGCAGAUGCUUGAGAUCAUAUCAGAUCCUGAGCGAGGGAAUAACCCGGUUGACAAGCUGAGACUAUUUAUCAUUUGGUUCUUGAGCACGGAGUCGGAUUUGUCUCGUGCAGAAAUGAACCGUUUUGAAGAAGCAUUGACACAAGCCGGCUGUCCUGAUAUCAGCUCCCUGGCUUAUGUAAAGCGUGUGCGUGAGAUCACACGUAUGACUAUGAUGUCGACCUCAUCAUCAACAGCACCUCAACAACCAUCCUCUGACCUCUUCCGUGGCUUUUCAUCCCUAUCCAACCGUCUUACGGAUCGAAUCACAGCAGGUGCUCUUGGUGCAAACUUUGACUCGCUCAUCUCAGGCGUGAAGAACUUCCUCCCUGUUAACAAAGAUCUGACCGUCACCAAGAUUACUGAAUCGAUUAUGGACCCAUCAGCUGCGUCUAGCUCAACCAUAGCCCUUACGGAGAACUACCUCUACUUUGACCCGCGGAGUGCGAACGCCCGUGGGGCGAUGCCGCCAUCAAUUUCAUCGACGCGUAACGCCCAAUCCAGUGGGACGGGAGGGACGGCAACAAGCGGAACAAGCGCGACGUUUGGUCAACGGCGCCAAGCAUUUAACGAAGGGAUUGUCUUCACCGUGGGCGGUGGCAGCAUGGAUGAGUACGGCAAUUUGCAGGACUGGGUGCAUCGAACCAGUGGUGGACAGGGGGUAGCUGGGGCCUCUGUGGUCAGUGGUGGGAAUGGAACUGGUACCGGUACCAGCGGCACAUCUAAUGGCUCUAGCAUUGGCUCCGGGAGGAGAGUUGUAUACGGCAGCACCGAGUUAAUGAAUGCCGCCGACUUUUUGACAGAAGCUCUUGGUAAGCUUGGACACGAGAAUAGAUAG